This is a messenger RNA of Botrytis cinerea B05.10, 1998 nucleotides long. RefSeq lists its product as hypothetical. The transcript is spliced from 2 exons. NCBI's taxonomy places the organism in Eukaryota, Fungi, Ascomycota, Leotiomycetes, Helotiales, Sclerotiniaceae. The coding region runs from base 289 to 1596 and encodes 435 amino acids. Gene Ontology annotation, biological process: regulation of transcription by RNA polymerase II. Gene Ontology annotation, molecular function: zinc ion binding; DNA-binding transcription activator activity, RNA polymerase II-specific. The record is from RefSeq and is a predicted model, not a curated record.
GCAGCUGUUGUUGCUUGUUAAAAUGAUACGACCUCAACCUCAGACCAUCGAACACAAAUACUCAUUAUAGCAGAUAUCUGAUACAAAAAAGCCCGUCAAUACAUGCUUAAGCAGGUGUGACCUGUAUCAGUGGUAGCUAUUACAAGAAGAUAUUUGGUGGCAUCACGUUCUGGUCCACAAUCCCAGACUUCCCCCCAAAAUAUCAUUCAUUCAAGACUCAAACGGUGGCAAUUGUGAUACACUUCCUUGCAUAUUAAUGACGAAAACGGAACAUUGAGGGCUCUUGAAAUGGCGCAGACGGGAACUUUCUCAUGGGUCAGUGAACGUCCUCAUAUAUCACACCCGAUCACUCCGAAUCAGAAGCCCCACUCAAAUUAUCGUCCUCGAAAAUCCAAUACCAAGUCUAGGAACGGCUGCCAUAAUUGCAGGAAGCGCAGAAUAAAGUGUGAUGAAGCAAAACCAAGCUGUGGACAAUGUUCAGAUCGACUACUUGGGGCCGUUCAGUGUGAAUAUCUCAUCCCACAAAAGCCAGUCAUGAAGGGCCAAUUACCGUCGGAACAACAAAUAUCGACCGGACGGAUCUGUAGCACAUCGGUCAGAGACCAAAUCAUCUCCUACCUGGAAAAGUCAGAAGUUCCGUGCUCGCACUUCAAAGACCCCAUCUACAAACCAGGUGAUACUCUUGAGCUAUUAGACCACUUUACUGGAGUCACUACCCUUUGGAUUGGAUCUCAAUCAUUUCAAAAAAUAAUCCAGCAGCAUGGGCUAAGGAUUUCUCUCAGAGCUCCUUACCUAAUGCAUGCCAUUCUUGCUUUUUCAGCAAGCCAUCUUCAUUAUUUACACCCAAAAGAGAAGAAAUAUAACAUUGCUUUCACAUUACAUUACUCUAAAUCAUUAUCAUCCUACUUAUCAGAGCUUCGGACGAGCUUGAAUUCCAGUAAUGCAGAUGCAAUUAUCGCAUCAUCUUACCUCCACACGAUGCUGACAUUCAGAAAUAUUCAGCCAGAUCAAAAUAUCGAAAUCGACGGAAGCGGACGGGUUACCUGGCUACGUGCUAUGAGAGGGGUGUCAACCUUGUGGGAUACGAACGAUAUGAAUUCUCACCUCCAGGACAGUAUUAUGUUAAAUAUGAAACACGACCCCAAACUUUUAAACGAGGGGCCUUGCAACCAUGACAAGCCGAACGACGUAAAUCCGUGGGCGCUAGAAACAUCCAGAGCGCUUCAUAGGCUAUUUGAAGAGGAGAAUAAUUCAAAAUCGUUCAAGGAUUCUUAUGAACGACCCUUGAGGCACUUAUGUCAACUGAUACGGCUCGGAACUGACCAAGAUACGGUUUGCACAUUUAUGUCGUUCGUGGGUGAACUUCCUGAAUCAUUUAUAAAGUUACUGGAUCAGAAGGACCCAAGAGCUUUGUUAAUUUUAUGUUAUUGGAGUGCCCUCUUGAGUCAAAAAUACUAUUGGUGGGUUAGAGACCCUGCAACUGCUGUUUGUGGUAGGCUUUGCGCAUACUUGGAUAGGAUUCCUGAUGAGGGAAUCCGUAGCCUACUAUAUUAUCCAGCCAGUCUAUGUGGUUAUACGAUGAAUAGUGCACUUUGAAACGUCGUAGACGCACCUCUACGAAUGGAUCGCCACAGUAUCAAUAUACAAAAAGUUUGCCGUCGUCAAUGUGGAAUCUGUGUUUGCAAAAUUCCGAAUCACCCAGGAUAUUAUCGAAAAAAAGAGGCUACAUUAUUCUCAUGCAACGAAUUUUAUCGAAGCAUCAUAUCUACAUCUCCGAAUCUACUGAAACAACCAAUCCAUUCUCCAGAGACCCACCACUUCCCAAAUACCGAAAUUCUCAAAUUUCCUUCAUCAACGCUCCAAUUCUUUUUAAAAGGAUUUGGUAGGGCCUUGGAAAACAUCGCUGCUAUUCAGGAACAGAAAAAUGAUAAUCUCAAGUUUCACCUUAGGGGACCAAACCCGCGUCGAACCACAAGAAAUUCUACCGCCUUGAAGCCA